AUGACUGAGGGAAUGGAAGAUAUCAGUACUGGGACGGUGUCCCCUACCGGUUCAACUGUUGAUACCGGACAAGUCCCUGACGAGAAAGCAGAGGAGACUGGGGCAGCGGAUGAGGCAGAAGAGGGGAUUGAUGAGGGAAAUGUGCAGGAAGGCGCCUCUGGACAAGACGAGGAGCAGGCAGAAGAGCAGGAGGGAGCCCUGGCCUUGCCGGUCACUUGCUGUGUGUGCAUACAAAGGGACCAGAUUAACAACUGCCUUCACUCUGAGAAAAUCUGCCUUCUGCCCAUCCUGGCAUGUCUGCUUAGCCUAGCCCUCUGUACAGCCGGCCUGAAGUGGGUUUUUGUGGAUAAGAUUUUUGAGUAUGAGCCUCCCACACAUUUGGACCCUAAACGUAUCGGACAAGACCCUUUCGUCAUAUCAGCUGAUCCCACCCUGGGAUUCACUUUGCCCCCUCCACACUUGCCUUGGUCCACACACUCUCCUUCCAGUGCCUUCACCGUCACCUCUGGACGUCCUGAAGUGUUGGUGGAGGACAAAUCUACACAGCGGCCGCUUGUGCCUCUCUCUCCUAAAGUGACUCAGAGUGACUCCUCAGUGACACUGAAAUAUAAUGCUGAAAAAACCACCCCUGGAAGGCAGACCCCCAUGGCCCACACCACACAGGGGUUAAACAGCAACGACAUCCCGACUAUAUCCGCCACCAGCACUACCACAACUUUAAAGACCUCCAGUCAUGUGACCCGCUGCAGCGACAGCCAGAAAAACUACUGCGUGAAUGGAGGCGAAUGCUUCACCCUCGAAAUCAUGCCGGGCAGCACCAAGUUCCUCUGCAGGUGUCCCAAUGAAUUCACUGGUGAUCGAUGCCAAAACUAUGUGAUGGCCAGCUUUUACAAGGCAGAGGAGCUGUAUCAGAAACGUAUUUUAACUAUUACAGGGAUCUGCAUUGCCCUCCUGGUAGUUGGAAUCAUGUGUGUGGUUGCCUACUGCAGAACAAAGAAGGAGAGGAAGAAGCUCCAUGAUCGCCUGAAGCAGAGUCUCAGGAGAAAAAGAAAGAGCUCAAGCAGAGGACGGCCUCAGCUGGCUCUACAGAACCUGCCAAAUAAGAACAACACAGAGGCCGUCGAGACUGCAGCAGAGAAGGACGCGGAAACAUCUGUCUCCACAAGUAAAUGUGCCUCGUCUGCAGUUGAGCCCACUGCUCUCACACACAUCAGCCAAAGGUAUGUAUUCGCUGCAUCGUCACCUGUUACCCCGGGAUCUCCCCCCUCAGAGAUGUCUGCUCCUCUGUCCAGCCUGGCCAUCUCUGUCCCUUCAGUGGCUCUUAGCCCCUCUACUGAAGACGAAAGACCCCUGCUGCUGUCACAUGCACGACAGCACAAUGUUUUAAGCCACAACCAACAGAAGAGGAGCUCUGCCCACUACAACCACGGACUCGACGCUCUCAGCCUCCCUUCUAGUCCGCAGCUUUUGAGGGAGCACAGCAACUAUAAUUCUACCAGUGAACAUAACCCCACCGCUGCCAGCUACAAGGAGAUAUCCGAGAAGUUACUUCAGACAAACAACAACAUACAUGAAUACAACUAUAAAGACGCCACAGUGGCCAACGGGCCUGCCCCGCACUACUCUCACAGUGACGCGCAUGAGAGCGAGAUGCAGGAGUUGCACCGGGAGCAUAUAUCUACACUCCUCAAUGGACAGAACAUGUCUUUGAAGAUGGAACUGGAUGUGAGCGGAGUGUCCAGGACACAUGUUGGCCCGUCAGCUGAAGGUAAAGCCACAUUAAAGCCCGAGGUUGAAAGGCCUCGCUGCGCCAGCACCCCUUGCUCUCCCAUCAGAGGGACCGUAGCAGGAUAUCAGAUCCUCCACAUGGACUCUAACUAUCUGGUGGGUUUCACCACGGGUGAGGAGCUGCUUCAACUGGCCCACUCAUGGUCUGACAGCUCUCCAGAUAAAGGCUCUGUGUUAGAGGCUUUGCCAAGCCCUCUCCCCAGCCCUGUCCCCAAGUCCCUACCCCUGGGAAUACAUCACACUUCCCGAAUAUUUAAAGCCAAAAAUCGUUACUACCAGCCAUAUAACAUUCCUGCCGUCAGUGGGAGGAGGCGGCGCCGCAUGCCCAGCUCAAGUGAAACUCUGCUCAAGUCUCUGGGCCCUGGGGACGCAGUCAGGACCCUACACACCCCACUGCCCCUCUGUCUGCUCAAGGGUAACAGGGCCCAGUCCAAGUCACUGGACUACCUGAAUCUGGACAAGAUGACAAUAAAGGAGUCCACGGACACUGAGGUCCUACAGUACCAGCUGCAGCACCUCACACUGCGGGGAGAGCGUGUGUUUUCUAGGAACAAGACAUGA
This is a messenger RNA of Knipowitschia caucasica, 2349 nucleotides long. The record is from the annotation of a GenBank genome assembly. NCBI's taxonomy places the organism in Eukaryota, Metazoa, Chordata, Actinopteri, Gobiiformes, Gobiidae.